CCCGCCGCCGCGCUCUCCCCUCACAGACAACAACAUGGCGGCGGUGUCGGGGCCAGUGGCGGGCAGCUGUGUCAACCCCGCCGGGGGCCCGGAGAUGGUCCGCGGGCAGGUCUUCGACGUGGGGCCUCGCUACACCAACCUCUCCUACAUCGGGGAGGGCGCCUACGGGAUGGUCUGUUCUGCCUAUGACAAUAUCAACAAAGUUCGGGUGGCGAUAAAGAAAAUCAGUCCUUUUGAACACCAGACGUACUGCCAGAGAACUCUGAGAGAGAUCAAAAUCUUACUUCGCUUCAAGCACGAAAAUAUUAUUGGAAUCAAUGAUAUUAUCAGAGCUCCGACUAUUGAACAAAUGAAAGAUGUAUACAUUGUGCAAGAUCUCAUGGAGACAGACCUUUACAAGCUCUUAAAGACUCAACAUCUCAGCAAUGAUCACAUCUGUUACUUCCUUUACCAGAUCCUGAGAGGAUUAAAAUAUAUCCAUUCAGCCAAUGUGCUGCAUCGUGACCUCAAACCUUCCAACUUGCUGCUAAACACCACUUGUGAUCUCAAGAUCUGUGAUUUUGGGUUGGCUCGCGUAGCAGAUCCAGAUCACGACCAUACUGGUUUCUUGACGGAAUACGUAGCCACACGUUGGUACAGAGCUCCUGAGAUUAUGUUGAAUUCUAAGGGUUACACCAAAUCUAUUGAUAUCUGGUCUGUAGGCUGUAUUUUGGCAGAGAUGCUGUCGAACAGACCCAUCUUUCCUGGAAAACACUACCUUGACCAGCUGAACCAUAUUCUUGGAAUACUUGGAUCUCCUUCUCAAGAAGACUUGAAUUGUAUAAUCAAUUUGAAAGCCAGAAAUUAUUUGCUUUCUUUACCGUACAAAAAUAAGGUGCCAUGGAACAGGCUGUUUCCAAAUGCUGACCCCAAAGCUCUUGAUUUGUUGGAUAAAAUGUUGACCUUCAACCCUCAUAAGAGAAUUGAAGUAGAAGAAGCUUUGGCCCAUCCAUAUCUAGAGCAGUAUUAUGAUCCAAGUGAUGAGCCUGUAGCUGAAGCUCCCUUCAAGUUUGACAUGGAGUUGGAUGAUUUGCCGAAGGAAAAACUGAAAGAACUAAUUUUUGAGGAAACUGCCCGAUUCCAGCCUGGAUACAGAUCUUAAAUUGCAAUUGGAUGAAGGCAUCAAAGGGCUGGGCAUACUGCACACAGAUGUUCUCUUCCUGGUUCUUUAUCUCUGGCCAUGUCAUGUGGUCUCUCUCAGCUUAUCCACUAAGUACUUCAAGCCAUUCAGGAGGCAGUUUCUGGUAGUCCUGGUUUCUAUGCUUUCAACAGAUUCUUUAUUUAUGCCUGAGAAAUUGAUACUCCUAUGUGUGAUGUCCUUUAUUGGCAUUUUGCAAUACUAUCCUUCCGCAUACA
Euleptes europaea (tarantolino) is the source of this 1395-nucleotide messenger RNA. RefSeq names its product mitogen-activated protein kinase 1 (gene MAPK1). Gene Ontology annotation, molecular function: MAP kinase activity; ATP binding. Bases 35 to 1141 code for a protein of 368 amino acids. Lineage: Eukaryota; Metazoa; Chordata; Lepidosauria; Squamata; Sphaerodactylidae. The record is from RefSeq and is a predicted model, not a curated record. Gene Ontology annotation, biological process: intracellular signal transduction; protein phosphorylation. The transcript is spliced from 9 exons. Gene Ontology annotation, cellular component: nucleus; cytoplasm.